This is a messenger RNA of Brachypodium distachyon (stiff brome), 2721 nucleotides long. RefSeq lists its product as uncharacterized. The coding region runs from base 790 to 2418 and encodes 542 amino acids. The record is from RefSeq and is a predicted model, not a curated record. NCBI's taxonomy places the organism in Eukaryota, Viridiplantae, Streptophyta, Magnoliopsida, Poales, Poaceae. The transcript has 12 exons.
CAGGCGCUGCCAUUUGUUGUCGUUUGCCUCGUCCCUCUCCUGGUGUCCGGGCUCUCCAGAGUCCAUAUCCUGGUUGGUUUUUAGUUUAGUGCCAGAGCCCCCAGACAGAGGCUCCACUGUACUUGCGCUGGUGGUGGAUGCUGUGCGUCCGCGCGGAGGACGCCCUGGCCGCCGCUGCGGCCGUGGCCAUGGCGUCCGACAAGAUGCGCUCCUCCGUGACCCUGGGCGGCUCGAUCCAGAGGGCGAUGCAGAGGAUGGGCGGCGGCGGCGGCGGCGGCAGGAGAUCGGCCGGCUCCUCGUGCGCGCUGCCGCAGCGCGCGCCUCGUCUGGCGGCGGGAAGCGGCGACGCGUCGGCGUCGGCGAGCUGCUCCGGGGCGCAAGAAUUUCCCGUAUUCUGAAUGCGGCACUGUUUUGCGCAUUCCGCAUUGGGCUGAGCACGCCGCCAGCUUCAGGGACACAAGCUGUCUGCUCCCUCGCGUGCUAAAAAUGCGAGGGGCCCCAGACGAAAUGUCACUUUCCCCUUGAUGUUCUUCACAUGUCUCACUGGAAAAAUUCGGGCAACCUUUUUUGUUGUUGCUAAAUUCGGGCAAUUUUGUUCCUUUCUUGCCUCUUGGACUGUUUUCAGGUGAUUUGAGAACCUGAUAUUGCUGUGGUGUUUUUUAAUAGGAUGAUAGCAGCAAUGGUGGCGGCAACAGGGAAGGGAUCCAGAGGGGCGGCACAAGGCGGUACAGAUCGCAGCUCGAGCAGGAAGUCAGGAAUUUGCAGAGGCAACUCCAAGAAGAGAUCGACAUGCAUCUGGCAUUGACAGAUGCCAUCGCAUGUAAUGCCGAAGUGAUAUUGAAGUCUUCUACAAAGCUACCAAACAAGGCUCAGGAGCUCAUAAUUAGCAUAUCAUCCUUGGAGAUUACUGUCUCAAAGCUUGAGAAGGAUCUAAAUGACUUGCGCUACCAGCUCUCUCAUGUAAGGAAUGAAAGGCUACUUGUAGAAAAUUUUCCUGAAUACAUACUAUCUACGCCAUCAACUAGUAAAUGCACAUGGGAUGAACACAUAUCAACAUUAAGAGAUUUUAAGUUGGGGGAAUAUGAACCAAUUCAGGCAAUGCAAGAAUAUUUAUUCCCUGAACUUGAAGACCAACAAGACGUUGAAAAGGGGAGUAAAGAUACGGAGAUGGUCUGUCCAUAUAGGCUGCUAGAAGAGCCCCAAGAUGUCCAUUUAAAUACAUUGUUGGAAGAACGACAAGAUGAAGAGAUGCAAGAGACAGGCUCUAUGGAGAAAGAUGACAAAGAAGAUCAAGGAAUAGAUGCAUCAUCAUUUAGCCAAUUGGAUCUGAAGAAACACAGCAUGAAGGGAAAUAUGUGGAAGAAUCCAAAUCAGCUCUCUGAAGAUAUGGUGCACUGCAUGAGGGAUAUAUUCCUACAUUUAUCCGAGUCAUCCAAGAUAUCACCAAAGAUAUCUUCUGAUAAUUUAUCUUCAUCAGCAGAAUAUCUAUCUGGCUCUACAUUUACGUCUGUGUCAGAUUCAUCUUUAAUGGCCUCAGUGUUGCGGAGCCCUUCGGUUGAUUCAGGUCAUGAUGAUGAUGAUGUUAUUGAUGAAGCAGAAAACUUUGAUCCAUACAGUGUUAAUGGGGAAGCCCGAAGAGACAUUGGAAAGUAUUGUUCAGUAACUGAAGUAUCUUGGAUGCAUGUUGGCAAGGGACAACUUGACUAUGCGUCGGAUGCUCUCAAGAAGUUCAGGGCCCUUGUGGAGCAACUAUCAAAGGUUGAUCCUACUUGUAUGAACUGUGAUGAGCGGUUAGCAUUUUGGAUUAACCUGUACAAUGCCUUAAUAAUGCAUGCAUAUUUAGCAUACGGGGUUCCUGGGAAUGACAUUAAGCUUUUCUCGCUGAUGCAAAAGGCCUGUUACAUGGUUGGUGGACAGUCCUUCAGUGCAGCUGAAAUAGAGUUUGUGAUUCUAAAGAUGAAGUCUCCUGCACACCGACCACAAAUUUCUUUGAUGCUAGCCCUUCACAAGUUCAGAAUUACCGAGGAGCACAAGAAAUACUCAAUAGAUGACACCGAGCCCCUGGUGUUGUUUGCGCUUAGCAGUGGAAUGUUCUCUUCACCUGCUGUCAAGAUUUUCUCUGCCACAAAUGUCCGGCAAGAGCUUCAAGAAUCAAUGAGAGACUACAUCCGAGCAUCUGUUGGUAUCAAUGACAAAGGAAAGCUCGUAGUCCCAACGUUAUUGCAGAGCUACGCCAAGGGCACUGUGGUGGACUCUCUGCUUGCCGACUGGAUAUGCCGUCAGCUGACACCGGACCAGGUCGCAGCAAUCCAAGACACCACGUCAUCACGGAAGCAGCGGCUUCUCGGAGUGCGCAGCUUUAGCGUCAUCCCAUUCGACUCAAAAUUCCGGUACCUUUUCUUGCCUGACAAACAUUAGGUAGAUCCCAGACCUGAAGAGAAACCAGGAGUGGGCAUUUUGACACACUGGGAAAUGGAAAUAUUAGUUGUACAUUUUGUAGGUAAACGAUUAUUUUUUCCUCUGUAAAGUCCGUUAGUCUAUUUGUAUCUUUUGUACUAAAAGGGAUUGUGUGUAAGGGGUUGGCCUCCUUUUAGCAUAGCUUGUAACGUCACGAUGAUGUGGCCAUAAAAACAGUUUUGUUUCUGGAUGUCUGCGGUCUAGUCCAUUCGAUUCUAAAUUGUUGUCGAAAUAUUACAUGUAUCUAGACGCUUUUUAACAAUA